This is a messenger RNA of Trematomus bernacchii (emerald rockcod), 805 nucleotides long. RefSeq names its product protein FAM3C-like. The record is from RefSeq and is a predicted model, not a curated record. Lineage: Eukaryota; Metazoa; Chordata; Actinopteri; Perciformes; Nototheniidae.
AGGACUUGCGUCGGGCGUUAUCUAACAGCAAAGAGGGGUCUGGUCAGAACAAGAAGAAGGGAACACCUGGAGCGGGGCCCUGCUCUCAGAGAUCUUGUCCUCAGGAUCAGUUCAGCUUCCUGCUUCAGAGCGGAGCCGCCAACGUCGUGGCUCCAAAGAUCUGCUUCCAGAACAAACUGGUCCUGGGGUCGGUCCUGAAUAACGCUGGAGUGGGAAUAAACGUGGUUAUAAUAAACGGUCGGACAGGAGUCACAUUGAAGACAGAUUUCUUCAACAUGUACAGCGGUGAUGUGAAGCCUCUGGUGGCGCUGCUGCAGGGCGUGGAGGCGGGCUCCGUGGUUCUGAUGGCGUCCUACGAUGAGCCCGCCACCAAGUUGAGCGACGACGCCCGGCAGCUGAUCUCGGAGCUCGGCAGCGUUUCGGUGAAAUCUCUGGGCUUCAGGGACACCUGGGUGUUUGUGGGGGGGAAAGGAGCCUCCAAGGACAGGGCCGUGGAGAAGCACGUAAAGAACAAUAGAGCGACAAAUAAAUACGAGCAGUGGCCCGAGCUGGUGGAGGUGCAGGGCUGCAUCCCAAAGUACCUGGGCUGAACAUCUGCAGAGGAACAGAGGACACUUUGUAUAAAAACAUCUCACACUCGUAUUCGGAAAGUCACAAAGAUGUUUAUGUGUUUAAUCUUUCCUGUUAUAUUCAAGGCCUCAGCAUGUCUCCAGAGGGUCAAGGGUCAACAUGAGACACCAAACACAGAGACACACAAUGACCCCAGAGACACACACAAUGACCCCAGAGACACACACAAUGACCC